Acanthoscelides obtectus is the source of this 1848-nucleotide messenger RNA. The record is from the annotation of a GenBank genome assembly. Lineage: Eukaryota; Metazoa; Arthropoda; Insecta; Coleoptera; Chrysomelidae.
GAAUUUGUGAAAAUGGAGAAAAUUGGUCAUCAUUGUUACAUGAUACAAUACUUUUAUUUCAAAGGCCUCAGCCCAACCAAUAUAAAAGCUGAACUGGAUUCUACUCUGGGUUAGUCUGCUCCUUCAUUUACAACAGUAAAAUAUUAUGUAGCAGAGUUUGUUUACAACAGUAAAAGCAGUAGCAGAGUUUAAACGAAGCCGUAUGAGCUGCCAAAACGAGCAUCGCAGUGGUCGACCCAAUGCGGUUCAUCGCAUUUUAUCUGAAUAUUUGGACAUGAGAAAGCUGUGUGCAAGAUAGAUGCUGCGAUUGCUCACAAACAGUGUCGUGAAGAUGUUUCAAUUGAGUGUUUAGCGAAGUUUCACAGCAACAAAGCAGAAUUUUUGCGUCGUUUCAUAACCAUGGAUGAAACAUGGGUCCAUCACUUCACAGCUGAGACAAAAGAACAAUCAAAACAAUGGACUCAAAAGGGACAACCGGCUAGAAAGAAGGUGAAGACAGUUUCAUCUGCAGGCAAGGUUAUGGCGUUGGUUUUUUGGGAUGCGCGUGGGAUAAUUUUCAUUGACUAUCUUGAGAAAGGUUACGGAUAUAUCCCAUACUCCAUACUAAGGAGCUUAUUACGCAAAAAACUCAAAUCUUCGGCAGGCAGACAUCCAGUGCUAAAUCAGAGAAAUCCAGAUCGGUAGAAUGGAAGAGUAUAGUAACAGGAUUCAUGCCAGUAGGGCUGUGCUUGGUAGCUGUGAUGCAAUGGCGAGCCUUCAGAAAGAGACAAAGCGAAACAAUAGCUUCAAAGUGGGAAAUCAACUGCUACUGUAUGUUACCACUUAGAACAGUAUCCAGGGCUUGGGGAUGGAUUGCAGACAUCCAGUUGCCAAAAUUUAUUCGGCCAGUGAUUUAUGGUCUAUACUCUCACACUUUUGGAGUUAACAUAUCCGAGGCACAACCUGAAGAUUACACGCACUACUCGAGCCUCUCAGAAUUUUUCGCCAGACCAUUGAAAGAUGGAGUUAGGGUGAUUGACCAAGACUGUUGUAUGGUUUCGCCUUGCGAUGGGACGGUACUACAUUUUGGUACCGUAGACACUGAACACGUCGAACAAGUAAAGGGUAUUACUUACUCUUUGAAGGACUUUCUGGGCGAGCAGUCCUGGAAGCAAAAUGACUCGAAUACAACUAAUUACAGGCAUUCCCUGUUACAUAAACCUGACGUUGGAAAUACAUUGUAUCAGUGUGUCAUUUACUUAGCUCCUGGAGAUUAUCAUAGAUUUCACUCUCCGACAGAAUGGAAACCGACGCAUCGUCGCCAUUUUGCCGGUGAAUUGCUCUCUGUCAGUCCCAGUAUUGCGAAAUGGCUGCCAGGACUAUUUUGCUUGAAUGAACGCGCUGUAUACCUAGGCCACUGGGAACAUGGAUUUUUCUCUUACACCGCAGUAGGCGCAACAAACGUGGGUACAGUUAGGGUGUACUUUGACAAAACUCUGCAGACGAACAUUCACAAAAAGUCUGCUCCUAUGAAAGAGAUAUGCCUGGGUAGCGCGGUGGAUCUGAAGCGUGGAGACCCAAUAGGUGAAUUCCGAAUGGGCUCUACCAUUGUAUUGAUCUUCGAGGCACCCAUUCACUUCAAUUUCUCGAUUUUUCCGGGGGAUAAAGUGAAAAUGGGACAGAGGUUAGGUUUGGUUCAUCACCAAAGAUUUCAAGACAGGAUCUCACAUGAAAAGUCUGAUGGUGGGUACGUUACGAUGAGAAGUGCCAGUUAAAACUGUAUUAUACUGUAAUUUUAUUUUAGGAUGUAGGUAUUCAUGCAUUGUGAUAUUUUUGUAUUAAAUAAAGAUUAUAUGUAAAUCGUUUAAA